Molecule: messenger RNA, 632 nt
Organism: Camelina sativa (false flax)
Lineage: Eukaryota; Viridiplantae; Streptophyta; Magnoliopsida; Brassicales; Brassicaceae
Source: RefSeq, a predicted model, not a curated record
UCAGAUUCCACAGCGAAACAGAGAGGCCUGAGAAUCUCAGAGGAACGUAUUUUCCUUGACGGUUCACCAGAGAGCCCACUCGAGACCAUCACGGUUCAGCUAGGCAACGUCGAGUCCAAAUUCGCGAGCGCCUUAUCUGAGACUGGAGACGUCAAAGUUGAAGGAAGAGUUAAAGAUGGGGUCCCCCAUUUGACAAAAGUGGGGUGUUUUGACGUAGAUGUGAGUCUUGAAGGAAAUAUAAUAUUGUGUAGGCAGGUAGAUGUAGAUCAGCCUGGCAUGAUAGGAACUGUUGGAAACAUCUUGGGAGAAUCGAAUGUUAAUGUCAGUUUCAUGAGUGUUGGGAGAAUCGCGCCGAGGAAGCAAGCGGUUAUGGCGAUUGGUGUUGAUGAAAUGCCGAGCAAAGAGACUUUGAAGAAAAUUGGAGAGAUUCCGGCCGUUGAGGACUCGAUGAAAGAAUGGCUUUUGCUUUAUUUCUUUUGGUGUUUUCUACAGUUUUGAUAGUGUCAACGUAGCUUAGUAAUAAGAGAGAGUGAGAUGAAAAAAUAAGGUCUGCCUCAGAAUUUGACCUUUGAGGCUGUUCAUGUUUCAACUUCUGUUUUAUUAUUUUUUUUUGGUAGGAACUUAUGUUUUAU